AUGAUGGAUUUACAACACUUGUUUGUAAUCAUCCUUAUAUGCCUUGGAACCACAGUCUUGACCCAAGCCAUAAUUACCUACAGAUUCCGCAACAAACUACAGCUUCCACCAAGCCCAACAGCUUUACCGAUCAUCGGUCACAUUCACCUUCUUGGUCCCAUAGCUCACCAAGCACUUCACAAGCUCUCAAUCCGCUACGGACCCUUGAUUUAUCUCUUCAUUGGCUCCAUUCCUAAUCUUAUUGUCUCAUCCUCUGAGAUGGCGAAUGAGAUUUUCAAAUCCAACGAGCUCAACUUCCUGAACCGUCCCACAAUGCAAAACGUUGACUACCUUACUUAUGGCUCAGCCGAUUUCUUCUCAGCGCCUUACGGGAUCCACUGGAAGUUCAUGAAGAGGAUUUGUAUGGUGGAGCUCUUCAGCAGCAGAGCAUUAGAUAGCUUUGUCUCCGUGAGAAGCGAGGAGUUGAGGAAGCUUCUUACACGCGUCCUGAAAAAAGCAGAAGCAGAAGAGAGUGUUAAUCUCGGUGAACAGCUAAAGGAACUGACAAGCAACGUCAUAACGAGAAUGAUGUUCAGAGAAAGGCAUUCGGAGGAUAGUAACGGCUGCGGCGGGAAAAGAGAGGAAGUUAUCAAAAUGGUGGUGGAGUUGAAUGAACUAGCAGGGUUCUUCAACGUUUCUGAAACGUUUUGGUUCUUGAGAAGGCUUGACUUGCAAGGAAUCAACAAGAGGCUCAAGAGUGCUAGAGAGAAAUAUGAUGUGAUCAUAGAGAGUAUAAUGGAAGAGCAUGAGACUAGGAAGACGGAUGAAGCAGGAGCGAGGAACAUGCUAGACAUUCUGCUCCACAUCUAUGAAGACAAAAACGCGGAGAUGAAACUGACAAGAGAAAACAUUAAGGCAUUCAUCAUGAACAUUUAUGGAGGUGGAACAGAUACAAGUGCCACCACAGUAGAGUGGGCUUUAGCAGAGCUGAUAAACCAUCCAGAGAUGAUGAAGAAAGCGCAACAAGAGAUAGAGCAAGUGGUGGGAAACAAGAGACUAGUAGAAGAAUCUGACUGUUGCAAUCUCAGUUACAUCCAAGCAGUUGUGAAGGAGACACUGAGGUUACAUCCUGGAGGACCAAUAUUCGUGAGAGAAUCGGAACAAGAAUGCAAGGUGGCUGGAUACAGAGUCCCAGCAAAAACGAGAGUGAUAGUUAACGUUUGGGCGAUCGGAAGAGACCCAGAUCAAUGGGAAGAUCCAUUGGAGUUUAGGCCUGAGAGGUUCCAAGGGAUGGAAGGGAAGCUCAUGAGUGAGAAGAUGGUGUCUUUUGGAUCUGGGAGAAGAAGCUGUCCUGGAGAAAAAAUGGUAUUUAGAUUCGUUCCAUUGACUUUAGCUGCGAUAAUACAGUGCUUUGAGUUGAAAGUGAAGGCAAGUGUGGAGAUGAAUGAAGGGAUUGGAUCCUCUCUGCCUAGAGCCACACCUCUGGUUUGUGUUGCUGUUGCUAAGGAGGCUAUACAGUCGUUUUCCUCACUUGAGCCAAAGCUCAACUUCUAG
Messenger RNA from Thlaspi arvense, 1533 nucleotides. The record is from the annotation of a GenBank genome assembly. NCBI's taxonomy places the organism in Eukaryota, Viridiplantae, Streptophyta, Magnoliopsida, Brassicales, Brassicaceae.